This is a messenger RNA of Cimex lectularius (bed bug), 1904 nucleotides long. It is a transcript of the gene Alg2, whose product is annotated as alpha-1,3/1,6-mannosyltransferase ALG2. Gene Ontology annotation, molecular function: alpha-1,3-mannosyltransferase activity; GDP-Man:Man(1)GlcNAc(2)-PP-Dol alpha-1,3-mannosyltransferase activity. NCBI's taxonomy places the organism in Eukaryota, Metazoa, Arthropoda, Insecta, Hemiptera, Cimicidae. The record is from RefSeq and is a predicted model, not a curated record. The coding region runs from base 263 to 1474 and encodes 403 amino acids. The transcript has a single exon.
UGAUUACUUUCUGUAUUUUUCCGUAAUUUUGGUUGAUAUAUGAGAAAAAUAUCUAGUUUUAUGUUGUUUUCUUUUAUGUUAUGAAUGAGUUUAUUAAUGGAUUUUUUUUGGAACUCCUCUUUUCUGUGUUUUUUUAGUAAUAGUGUAACGUAAGACCAACUGAGCGCUACGUGUUGAUAAUACUCGAAAUGGAGGUAAGUAUUGGGUGAUUGGAUCCUUCUCCUCGACUGACGCGGUGUCCACCACUUGUUGAGCCGUUGGUAUGUCAAAGGGAAACAUAGUUUUCCUCCACCCGGAUUUGGGCGUAGGAGGUGCAGAAAGGCUCGUCGUCGAUGCAGCGAUAGCAUUAAAAAAUUCCGGUUACGAUGUUAAGUUCGUCACGUCGCAUCACAACUCGGAGCAUUGCUUCCCGGAGACGAAAGACGGCACUUUGCCGGUUGAGGUCAUCGGAGGGUGGAUCCCGAGGAACGUGUUCGGCAGGCUCUUCGCACUCCUUUCAUGCCUUAAAAUGAUAUACUGCGCCUUUUAUGUGAUAUUCAAGUUGAAGCCGGAUCUAGUUUUCUGCGAUCUCGUCUCCGCUUGCAUCCCCGUGCUGAAGAUGGGUGUUAAAAAGGUCGUCUUUUACUGUCACUAUCCAGACCAGCUUCUGUCCAUGCCUGAAGGCCUUCUGAAGUCUUUGUACCGGUAUCCGCUCGACUGGCUCGAAGAGAAGACCACCGUCAUGGCAGACAAGCUGUACGUCAAUAGCAAAUUCACGCAAGAUGUUUUCUGCACGACAUUCAGAAGGAACAUGACCGUUGUGCCCGAUAUACUUUACCCUUCGAUUAACACCGUAGCGUUCGACAGGCAUACAGAAAUAAAACCCGAGCACAGCUUCAAAGAUGAAUUUGUAAUACUAUCUAUAAACAGGUACGAAGCAAAAAAGAACAUCGAGAUCGCAAUACUGGCUUUGAGACAGUUAAGAAAUGAACUUGACGAUGACAGAUGGGACAGAGUGAAGUUGAUAAUUGCAGGUGGGUAUGACCCAAAGGUCCAUGAAAACAUUGAAUAUUUCGAAGCCCUUGUAAAACUUGCAAAAGACACCGGCCUCUCUGAGAAAAUAAUCUUCUUAAAAUCACCUUCUGAAGAGUCCAAAAUCUCGCUUAUAAGGAGAUGCGAUUGCCUCAUUUACACUCCUCCCAAUGAACACUUCGGCAUCGUCCCUUUGGAAGCGAUGUACGCCAAGAAGCCCGUGAUCGCCUCAAACUCCGGUGGGCCUACAGAAACCGUUCUCAAUAAUAAAACUGGUUUCCUCUGCGAGGACAGCAGCACAAGCUUUGCGAAGGCGUUAUACAAAUUGAUAACGGAGGAAAAUCUGAAAGAAGAAAUGGGCCGAGCUGGUUUCAAGAGGUUCCUUGAAAAAUUUUCUUUUUCCUCAUUUUCUAAUCAUCUUAACAAUGAUAUUGAAGAUCUUGUUGCUACAAAAAAUAAUUAAGUGUAAGAUAUUUGAAAAAAAAGAGGAAAUAUAUGUGAUUUUAAUUUAUUUCAACUGUAUAUACUGAUAAAUAUAAUUGUGAAACAUUACUGUUUAAAUGUUAUUGAUUAUAAUGCGCCUCGACUUAAACCAGUGUUAAAUGAUCUCUUGUGUACUAUAACAUAAUGAUGUUGACUAAGACUAUUCUUUAACAUUUUCUUUGCUGAAGUCAAUUAUGGGUCUCAGUACCUGGUGGCUGAAAUUAGAUUUUUCAAGAGGAUCCUUGAAAAAAAAAUCCUCAUUUUCUAAUCAUUUUAACAACGAUUUCGAAGAUCUUGUUGCUAAAAAAAAUAAUGGUAAUUAAGCAUAAGAUAAUUUAAAAAAGGGAAAUAUAUAUGUGAUUUUAAUUUUUUCCAUUGUAUAUACUGAUAAAUAUAAUUGUGAAACAUUA